Messenger RNA from Pseudopipra pipra, 2663 nucleotides. It is a transcript of the gene MIDN, whose product is annotated as midnolin. Gene Ontology annotation, cellular component: nucleus. The transcript has 8 exons. Lineage: Eukaryota; Metazoa; Chordata; Aves; Passeriformes; Pipridae. The record is from RefSeq and is a predicted model, not a curated record. Bases 184 to 1629 code for a protein of 481 amino acids. Gene Ontology annotation, molecular function: protein binding.
GCACCUCCCCGGCAGCUCCGCGUCAGGGCUGCGCUCGGACCGGCUGCAGCGCUCGGCAGGGGACACCGCGCCGACCGCCACCUCCCCCCGGGACGUUUCUGGGGUCUCUCUCCCUCUUCCUGCCGCCGGAGGCAGCUGAGCUCCCGCCGCGCCGGGAUCCGCGGGGCCGCGCUCGGUCGGCGGAUGGACCCGCAGCCCGGCGCCAGGAGCUGCAGCCGCGGGGCUCCCGCCUGCGAGGUGGGGCCGCCCGAGCCCCCCAUGAACCUCUACAUCCACACCACCACCGGCACGCGCUAUGAGCUCUCCGUGCCCGCCGAAGAGACGGUGGAGGGGCUGAAGCGGCGGCUGUCCCAGCGCCUCAAGGUGCCCAAGGAGCGGCUGGCGCUGCUGCACAAAGAGAGCCGCCUGAGCUCCGGCAAACUGCAGGACCUGGGGGUCGUGGAAGGCAGCAAGCUGACACUGGUGCCCACCGUGGAGGCUGGAUUGAUGUCCCAGGCGUCCAGGCCAGAACAGUCGGUGAUGCAAGCGCUGGAAAGCUUAACUGAAACUCAGGUCAAUGACUUCUUGUCGGGCCGGUCCCCGCUGACCCUGGCCCUGCGCGUGGGGGACCACAUGAUGUUCGUGCAGCUGCAGCUGGCGGCCCAGCAGAGCACGGGGCAGCUCCAGCACCGGCACCUCAUCGCCAGCCGCGGCGAGGCGGGGGCCAGCGCCAGCCCCCACUGCCGGACGCUGCACGGCGCCGCCGGCUCCGGCUUCGCCCGCAUCCCCGUGGUGCCCACGUGCCAGCAGAGCCCGGCCCCCAGCCCCACGCCCGCCAUGCCGGCCCCCCCCAUGUACUGUAACGCCCCCCACCCCGCGCCCAUCACCGCCGGGAUGUUCCGCUCGCACGGGGCCAGCGCGCAGACGGUGAACAGCAGCGUGGUCUCCUCCUGCUCAGAGGUGGACUGUGGCUCCCGCAGCAGCAGCUCCCCAGGCAGCAGCCCGGCCCCCUCGGCCCGAUCCCGCAAGCCUGGGGCGGUCAUCGAGAGCUUCGUCAACCACGCGCCCGGGGUCUUCUCAGGGACCUUCUCCGGCACUUUGCACCCCAACUGCCAGGACAGCAGCGGGCGGCCGCGGCGGGACAUCGGCACCAUCCUGCAGAUCCUGAACGACCUCCUCAGCGCCACGCGACACUACCAGGGCAUGCCCCAGUCCCUGACGCAGCUCCGCUGCCAGACGCAGUUCUCCUCCUCCUCCUCGUCCUCGCCGCCUGCCUCCCCGGACCUCGCCACCAAAACUACCUCAGAGUCGCUGCCAGCGGCCGCCGCCCCCCCCCUGCACCCUGUCGUCCAGUGCCAAAGCCAGAUCCGGAUGUGCAAGCCCAGCGGGGACCGCCUGAGGCAGACGGAGAACCGGGCGACGCGCUGCAAGGUGGAGCGGCUGCAGCUGCUGCUGCAGCAGAAGCGGCUGCGGCGGAAGGCGCGGCGGGACGCGCGGGCGCCGUACCACUGGGUGCCCAACCGCAAGGCCGGGCGCACCAACAGCAACAGCAGCGUCUCCAGCGAGGGCAGCCUGGACCUGGACUUCGAGGACUCGGUCUGGAAGCCGGAGGUCAAGGCCGAGAUGAAAUCCGAGUUUGUCGUAGCAUAGAGAGCCCGUGCCCGGGGGGGCCCCGGGGGACUGUGCCGGGGGGUCCCGUCGCCGCCCCUGCGGGGGGGUCAGCGCGGGUGUCACGGCCGGGGCUCCUCGAGAUUCGCCGUCUCCUGCGACCGAUGCCUCGGGCCGACCCGCGUGUCACGGGGAGAGCCCCCCGCCCCCCGGUUGCUUGGCUUUGGGGAGAUGGGGGGAGCAGCUGGAGCCGCCCCCUCCCCGCAGCCUCCCCGGCUGGGAAUGGGGGGUCCCGACACCCCGGGGGGGUCCCGGGACAUAUCGAAGCUGCUGCUUUGCUGUGAAGAGGGGCUCGGGGGGGGUGCUCUGGGCCCCCCCGCGUCACCCCCCGGUGCAGGCAGGAGGAGGUGAAGUCUCUCUCGGAGGUGCUGGAGCCCCCCCGAUUUGGGGGCCGUUUGUUUUCCUUCCCUUCUAUAUGUAGCAUUGCUCGGCUGCGGGGCUGGGCCCCCCCGGGCAGUCGGGGGGGACACGUGUGUGCCUGGGCCCCGCCGCCGCAGCCCGGGGAGGGGGGACGGGGUGGGGGGGCUUUGUUUUGGGGGGAUGUUAAUUUUGUUUGGGGAGGGAGAAGCCAAGGCGCUUUCCCUCCGCGGCCGAGCCCAACUUCCGAGUCGCUGGACUCCUUCCCACCCGCCACUUGGGUGGUUGGAUUUUCUUUUUUAACUUAAAAAAAAAUUAAAAAAAAGGAGAAGAAAAAAAAAAAGAGAAAAAACCUGAAUAAAUAACCCCAAACUCGGUCCCGGCCGCGGGGCCGGUAUUUAUAGACAUUAAUGACCCGACUGAGCCAAUACUGACAUAGUCUUCAUAGGCCGUAGGAUCCUUUUUCUUGUCCGACUUGGAUUUUUUUCCGUCAGGAUCUGUGCAAAUAGAGCCCCCACGUGACGUGUUUUUUGUCUGUAAAAGUCUUUUUUUUUUGUGUGUGUUUCGGGGAGGGGGGGGCGGGGGGGAGAGCGAGGCUUUUUCGGUCUUUAAUAUUUUAUUUUUUAUUUUUGAAAUAAAUUUGGGCAGUCUGGAUGCAA